Messenger RNA from Saccostrea cuccullata (small rock oyster), 2638 nucleotides. RefSeq lists its product as uncharacterized. Gene Ontology annotation, biological process: protein deubiquitination. The record is from RefSeq and is a predicted model, not a curated record. Lineage: Eukaryota; Metazoa; Mollusca; Bivalvia; Ostreida; Ostreidae. The coding region runs from base 225 to 1889 and encodes 554 amino acids. Gene Ontology annotation, molecular function: cysteine-type deubiquitinase activity. The transcript is spliced from 19 exons.
AGACAAGACGAUAUUGUCAUCAUGUGCAUGCUUGCACGUGCGCUUUUGUGUAUUGUGUAAAACGACCAAUAUGCAUGAUGUAUCCGUAACAUAUUAAAAUGCUUUGUAGAUAGAAUAGAAAGAUAUAGUGAAAGUGUUGACAAAUUGACACAGCAAGCAUGCACGUGCGCUCAGGUGCAUUGGAUUAAAAGAUCUGUAUACUUGUUCAUUAAGGGCGUAACGUUAUGAAUUGUUUAUGGAACAAUUUUACACAUGCAUGCACAUCUUUUACUGCCACGCUUAAAAAAUUUAUGAAGUGUUGCAGGAAGGAAGACAUGUCAAAGGACAGAAAUCUUCGAAGAAACCUUCGAGGACAACAAAUUGGUCAAAGACAUGCAGAGCUCAUUGAUUUCAACAAACAACAUUUAAAACAAGAGAAAUACCAGAAUUCGACACGGGCAGGUGUACACACCUUAGUAAAACGUUCUGUCGCAGAUCCACACCAUGGUGGCAAUGGGAAACAAACUGAAUCGGUUGAUAUAAAGGACUUAAAUCAACCCGGAAGCCUAAAAAAUGGAAAACAAAACCAAAGAUAUAGCACAGUGUUGCCUAAUAUAAGCAAGAAUGUGUCUUAUCCAGAAUACGCUGCUUCGGCGUUGUCCAGAUGGGACCAAAAACAUAGUCUGAACACUAGGCAUCAGCACAUUACUGCUAAACAGAGUGUCGAAGACCUUGGGACAAAAGUUUGGAAUCAACCAACAAAUAGGAAAGAUAGAAUAUGCUAUGAGGAUAAAAUCAAAAUUAAAGCCACUAUACAUACGUACGGGACAUCAUCAUCUCAUAAGGAGAAAAUAUCGAGCUUUAGUAAUAACCUACACGAAAAAAGUAUGCCCAGAAGAGAAUUUUCGCCAAAGUACAAUAUCCAUGAAAAUGAUCAAGUAUACGGCAUUUAUUCAACCGGUGAAUCAACAGUUGAAAGAAGACAACCCCCAAAAGGUCUUCCAAACAUUGGAAACACUUGUUACGCUAAUUCUUUGCUUCAGGUAUUAGGACAAACACCAUUUCUCUAUGAAACAUUGAUUUCCAGUACUACAGACCAUGCCUUAAACCGUGUCGACAAUCAAAUGAAAACAACUGUUACUUAUGCUUUUCGGAACCUUUUACGAUCUAUGAACUCUGUGACGUUUGAUCCAAUCUCUGGAACCAUAGCUGAACUUAUGAAUAAAGUUUCAUGCAGGGAACACGAAUUUCGAAUUGGAUUCCAAAAUGACUGUCUCUCCUUUUUUCUAGCUUUGUUAAGUGAAAUACAUGAUGAAAACCAGGCAAAAGAAACAACACGCAUAUUUGAGAUAGAAAUGGUGGAUGAAUUUUCUUUUGAUUCAUGUGCACAUAAAGAAAUAACAGGUACCCAGAUUAUAAGAUGUCUAAAUAUCCCCUCAAAUUCACAUGAUGUAGAGGGAGGUUUGGAGACACUUCUAAAUGAGGAGGAAUUCGAUGAAGCAGAUGUUCCUUGUAGAGAAUGUGAAGCAGAUUGUACUACAUGUAGAAAAGGAAAAACACGAAAAGCAAUGAGAUUCUGCACUUUGCCAAAAGUUCUUGUAAUUCAGCUUGGAUGUUUUCAAGAGAAGAGUUAUGGUGGACAUAUCCAUAUAGCCAAAUCCAUGCGACGAACUUGCUUUUCUGAAAAAUUGAGAGUGCCUAAAUCGAAUGGAAGUAUUGUGAAUUAUCAUCUGUAUGGUGUUGUUAAUCAUCAUGGAUCAGUAUAUGGGGGUCACUACACGUCGUUUGUUAAACACUUUACACAUCACACAGGGCAUUGGUAUAAUUGCAAUGACAAGCAUGUAAGAUAUUCAACACUAUCGGAGGCUUUGGAUUCUCGUGAUGCUUAUCUUCUGUUCUACAAAAUGUGAUAUUUCUAAAUAUGAAAUUUAUUCAGCCACUAUUUUGUAGAAUGAGAGGGAUUUUGAAGUCCCAAUAUUUUCCCUUUUAUCACUGGUUAUUUAGAUAUACUGAUAUUAUAAACAUCUAUAUUUUAGUUAAUGCCAACUAUGUUAAACUUUACUUAUUGUUGUCAAUGUUUUCAAACCAAUUGUUUACAUUGAAGACAUUUAUCAAUGGAGUUGCUCAAGGAAUUUUCUUCACUAUUAGAUGGACACUUACUGAUACCUAUGUGAAGUGAAUUCAUCCUGAAUUGAAACAUCAUUACACUGUACACUGUCUAAGUACAUGUAUAUGCACAGGGCACUGUUGCCUUUGGUUAACACAAAAUGUUAAACAAGACAUGGAAAUUAGGUUUUUUAUCUCAGGCAUUAGAAUUUUUACACGUAUUUUCAAGUUCAAUGCAAAUUUUGCAGUUAGGACAUUAAUGAUUAUAAAUUUUAAGGCAUUGUGCUGUGAUAAUGUGUUACAGUGUAAAGGUACAACAUGACUUAUAGGUUUUUAUACGUUGAGCGUGAUAGGAGAAUAUUUACAAGGGAGCUUGACAAAGAGUGAAGCAAUGAAUUAUUCAACUCAUAAAUAAAUCAAAAAGAAAUUUACAACAUGUUUGCACUAUUCCUCAAGAUGAUAUCUCAUUUUUCCUUAUUUGUUUGUUGUUGUUUUGUGAUUUGUUUUAUUUUUUUUCUUUAUCAAUUUUCUUUAACUUUUAUUGUCCGUUAUC